AUGGAGGAUGACAGUGACCUUAAGCAGAGCUCCUGGGCUAAUUUACCUGAUGUCUGUCUGAGGCAUGUCUUCUAUUGGUUAGAUGACAAGGACAGAUCUCAAGCUGCAUUGGUCUGUAAAAAAUGGAAUCAAGCCAUGUACUCAGGAUCCCUCUGGAGAACCAGAACCAUCACAUUCAAUGGCCAACCAUCAAGGGCACAUGCAUUUGAAUAUGAAACUGCACUAUGGUACGUCAAGAAAUUUGGCAAAUAUUUGGAACACCUCGAAAUCAAGCUAUUGCAACCUUACAGUACUGUCUUUACCCGAAAAUUUCAAGUGUCUAUGAGAAGCCUUUUCUCACAGUUGGGUAAAUGUAACUGUCGCCUGCUAUCCUUGAGCAUCAAGCACCUGGAAUUAGAUCGCUUGGUCUGGAAAAACAUAGUCAGGGCUCAGUUUAUCAAGAACUUAGGUACUUUUCUGAAAAGAAUGAGCAAACAGCUUAAUUAUCUCAACUUAAAAGGAGCAAGAGUAACCUUGGAAGAAGGCUGUGAGCUUCUGAAUUCUCUGAGCUACCUGACUAAUAAAAGCUUUAUAUCUGAAAUAAACAUUGAAGAUUUCUUCAGUCUCCAUCUUCCUGUCUACAGCAGCACCUUGUUCCACCAUACUGUGUCCAAGUUCCACAGCCUGGUUAUCCUGACUUUCAAUUAUAACUGUGUUUCUGAUGAACUGCUGGACAAUCUCUGUAAGAACAGUGCUCAUUCCCUGUGCACCUUGAAUAUCAAAUGUCAUAUCCAUGACCCCCAUGGGCAAGUGGUCCAGGGAAUGUCAUGGGCCAACUUGGCCAAAAGAGCCUCAAAAUUGAAUGUGAACUUCUACUUUGAAAGAGUCAUGAAACAUGACCAUCUAGCCAGGAUCCUGCUAGUGGAGAUACCAGUUAGGAGCAUCAGUUUACGGAGCUGCUAUUUCAGAAACCCAGACUGGAUGAUGAGACCUACUCUCACCAACAUCCUCCCAGCCUACUGGCAUGUGCUGCAGAAAUUAACCCUUGAAGUAAACAAUGACAAUGAGCUGCUGGAUGAUGAGCUGCUACAGCUUAUCUUAUCAUGCAGGAGAUUGUUUUUUCUGAAAGUCUGGGCAUUUCUUAGUGUUACUUUUGUGGAGAGGUUGCUACAGAAUCGUGCAGAAAGGAAAUGCUUUUUGACUACAAUAAAGGUCAGGAUUUACACAUCCCGACAGGAGACCAGUGAAGAGAAACAGCUGUUGCACAAUAUUUACAAGAAGUUUAAAAAUCUGAUUGACUCAGAGCUUAACUAUUUUGUCAUCAUCUAUCCACUGGAGUAAAGCCACAAGGAGUUACAUCUGCAAAUGAUGAACAAAUCCUUUGGAGGGCAUUAAUAGGAGAACUGAAUCUUGUCAGCAUCCCUCUGAAAGGGAGAUACCAUCGUAUGCAAAGGACAAUUUUACUAUGCCCUGGAUUAAAGUGUUGGACUUGGCAACCAGCCUCUUAUGUCUCCAGUAUCACUUAUUCUUGCCGUUUUUUUGUUUUUCCUCACCAGAACCAGAAGCAGCAGUGAGCUUUUUCCUCAGCCUUCGUUGGCACCUCUAGUAAAAAUAAGACCCUCUUCUUCAUUCAGCACUUCCCCUUGUAGAGUUUCAAACAGCUUACCAGUGAGGCCCAUCUGUUUGUUCCCAUUUUACAAAUAGGAAAACUGAGACAUGGAGUAAGGAAACGAUUAGCCCAAAAUCAGCCUUGGCUUCAUCUUGAUUCAGAUGCAGUCAGGCACUCCAUUCCACCGCAUCAUCAUUCCCUAGUUCCUGUUGAGUUUAAUAACGCACUCUCUGCCCAGUUCUUAACAGCAGAUGUUAAGAAGAAAAAAAACAUACCGCAGCUAAUCCUGGCAGUCAACACUCCCACUUGACCAGCUUACCAGUGUCUUGUGAGAGAACUGCUCUAGCUUCCACAACUUCUACACCUCUCAAUGGCAAAAAAUAUCAU
Messenger RNA from Lagopus muta (rock ptarmigan), 1975 nucleotides. It is a transcript of the gene FBXO39, whose product is annotated as F-box protein 39. The record is from RefSeq and is a predicted model, not a curated record. Bases 1 to 1320 code for a protein of 439 amino acids. NCBI's taxonomy places the organism in Eukaryota, Metazoa, Chordata, Aves, Galliformes, Phasianidae. Gene Ontology annotation, molecular function: protein binding. The transcript is spliced from 3 exons.